AUGCUGCAACGCACUUUAUGCGUCCUUAUGGGCGCCAUUAUAGCGUUUGGCCAUCUCUUGGCAGUUGCCUCUACUAAACAAGUUUCGUUGCGAACAGGCGAUGUCUACUUACGGCCGGACAUUGCGCAAGGCAGCGACUCCCCUGCGAUCGCUGCCCGCAGCGAUGCUUCCACCGCUUCUGCCUUAGGCAUAAGACCUCCCAGGAAGGAACGCGGUUCUCGUAACCUUUUUCUCAUUUCCUACACGGGCAGCGCCAACGCGGGCGCCCUGCGCGCUGCGCUCCAGACGGGAGGUGCCACUCUCCUGUCGUACAUCCCUGAUGAUACGAUGCUCGUCGCUGCCAACCCGUCGCUCAUCUCGAAGGUUUCGAGCGAGCUGGGUGCUCUUGCGGCUGUCCUGGGCCCCGAACACAAGACCUCCCCCGACUGGGAGCCGCUCAUAGCAGCAGCAGCCGCAGCCACCGCCGACAGCAGCAGCAGCGGCAGUAGCAGGGAUGGCGGCAGUGCUUCAGAGCCAGACGAUAGCAGCUCGUCGGAAGCAACUCGUCAGCAGCAACUUCAGUGGGUGAAAGCCGCCCUGGCUCAGACUAGGGCCGCACGCUUUCUGGAAAGUCUUAAACAAUUUAACAGCAGGGGAGUAGCGGCCGCCGCCGGCACAUCAACAGCAGAUCCUUCAUCAGCUGCGGCUGCAGCAGUUGCCCGAUACGGCAUCUUGGUGGAGCUACUGCCGGGGUUGACCUCGGAGGAAAUUGAAAUGGUGAAGGGCGAUUGGCCGGCGGCGCUGGCGGCGGCGUUGGGCCAUGGCGGCGGCGGUGGUGGUGGCGGUGGCGGUGGCGGCGGAGGGUCUCGAAACGUAGCUUCGGAUCCUUGUAGUCCUGUGGUAGAGGUGGAGGUGGCGGCAGCGGUGGCAGGCGGCGGCGGCGGUGGGGCGGCGGCGGAGAGGGAGACCGCCAGCGGUGUCGAGGCAGCUUUUGUGUACCUGUGCGAGCCGGACAUCAUCCCCAGUGUGCGGUGGCUAGUGGGGCAGGAGGUGACCAGGUGGGCGGCGCCGCUCGGAGCUGUGAAGACUGCUAACGUCCGCGCAGGCAUCCUGAUGCAGACAGGUCAACUUAGCUUGACUCAGUUCGCGACGGCGUUGUCGACAGACCGGCAGGCCGCUUGGCCGUACUGGGCCGCCGGACUGGAAGGCCAGGGGGAGAUUGUCGGGCCUCCACCCCCAGUGGCCGAUAGCGGGUUGGAUUUGGAGCAUUGUGCCUUCCAGGACAUCCGUUACAAUGGCUCGUACAGGGCAGCAUUAGCGAAGCCGAACGCUCCCGUACUAGGCAUUGCCACGUACGCCCAGAUCCCGGGGCAUCGCAAGGUAGUGCAGUACGCCCAGUUGGGUAUAGCCGGCGACGAUAUGGACCGUGGUAGCCACGGCACGAUGGUCGCGGGCAGCAUCGGGGGCGCCAUACUGAUGAGGCCGGAAGACCCGUACGGCAGUCAAGUAAAGCUGGACGAGUCUACCGGCGCGGCGCCGAAGGUCAAGCUUAGCAUCGUCGAUGUGCAAGGAGGUGAUGGCGACAGCAGCACCGUGCUAUGGGUGCCCGUCGAUGCAUACAACCUGUAUUUGCCGGCUUUGAUAAGUUCCUAUGGGAGAAUCCCGAUUUCAUUUCCUUUCUGGCUGCUGGCAAUAAUGGUGCGCGAUGAGGGGAGGUAUCUUUGCAUAUUUGUGCAUGCGUUUGUAUGUCUAUUUGUGUGUGCGUGUUACGAAACGGUUGUGUGGGGAAAUACAUAUGCGUACCUGGGCAGACACCAGACGUCUGUCGACGAACUCUUUUCGUUCUACAACUUCCAGGCAAGUGCACGAAACGCGCUGCAGGGGCAGGGGCAGGGGCAGGGGCAGGGGCAGGGGCAGGGGCAGGGGCAGGGGCAGGGGCAGGGGCAGGGGCAGGGGCAGGGGCAGGGGCAGGGGCAGGGGCAGGGGCAGGGGCAGGGGCAGGGGCAGGGGCAGGGGCAGGGGCAGGGGACGCGAUGUCUUAUCGCGUUAUACGGUGCUUUCCCCUGCUUAUGCGAAAAAUGUGGUGGCGGUCGGUGCCGGGUACCGCCUACCAGCCGGCAUGUGGUCCCGGAGCCUGCUCACCACACGAGGUGUACAACGGGAUGGUACAAUGUACGAAAAUCCGAGUGCAGGCAAGGCGUACAUCGCUGCCUCGGGACAUUUAAACGUGGCGCCUGCAUCGGCAUUAAUGAUCAGCAGCAAUAG
This is a messenger RNA of Volvox carteri f. nagariensis, 2244 nucleotides long. RefSeq lists its product as uncharacterized. NCBI's taxonomy places the organism in Eukaryota, Viridiplantae, Chlorophyta, Chlorophyceae, Chlamydomonadales, Volvocaceae. The record is from RefSeq and is a predicted model, not a curated record. Gene Ontology annotation, biological process: proteolysis. The transcript has 13 exons. The coding region runs from base 1 to 2244 and encodes 747 amino acids. Gene Ontology annotation, molecular function: serine-type endopeptidase activity.